Messenger RNA from Lachnellula hyalina, 1449 nucleotides. RefSeq names its product Major facilitator superfamily domain-containing protein (gene MFSD10). The record is from RefSeq and is a predicted model, not a curated record. Gene Ontology annotation, cellular component: brush border membrane. Bases 1 to 1449 code for a protein of 482 amino acids. Gene Ontology annotation, molecular function: transmembrane transporter activity. Gene Ontology annotation, biological process: transmembrane transport. NCBI's taxonomy places the organism in Eukaryota, Fungi, Ascomycota, Leotiomycetes, Helotiales, Lachnaceae. The transcript is spliced from 3 exons.
AUGGCAGCUCCUGUUGACGCUGCGACGAGAAAGAAGGUGUUGAGAGUUGUCUUCAUAUCUCUAUUACUCGAUCUGAUAUCAUUUACAUUCAUCCUUCCUCUCUUCCCAUCUCUACUCGAAUUCUACAGAUCAAAAGAGGCGCCUGUCGAAUUCUCCUCCUCAAAUACAUCCCCCUCGGUCCUCUCGCAUAUCCUCACAUACCUCAAUGCCUACAAGGCCUCCUUUUCGCGCCCCAUCGAUUCCAGAUAUGAUAUUGUACUAUUGGGAGGAGCUUUGGGGAGUCUGUUCUCCCUUCUCCAAGCCUUUGCCUCGCCCAUAAUUGGAAGUCUCUCAGACAAAUACGGGCGCAGGACCGCACUGCUGUUCAGCAUGGCCGGCAAUAUCCUCAGUGUCCUCCUCUGGGUCUGCGCAACCGAUUUCCGAACUUUCCUCCUCUCCCGAGUCGUGGGCGGUCUUUCGGAAGGUAAUGUCCAGCUGGCAAUUGCGAUCGCUACGGAUAUCUCGGAUGAGAAGCAGAGGGGGGCUACAAUGGCUUUGGUGGGCAUCUGCUUCAGCAUAAGCUUUACAUUUGGUCCGGCGUUGGGAGCUUGGUUGAGCACUAUCAGCUCAGUAAAGACUAAUCCGUUUGCGACGGCCGCUGCAUUCUCGCUUUUCCUGAUUGUGACGGAGACUAUUUACUUGUACUAUUGUCUUCCAGAGACGCUGCCAAGCAAGGUAGCUUCAGCGAAGCUCAAUGGGGCUCCUGCAGCGACGAACGGCAUCACCAAACCAACUAAAAAAUCCGCAAAGAAGUCCACGCAGGCUCAAUUGGUGUCCUCGGAGAAAACGACUGUGGGAAGCAAGCCUUUUACAAGAACUAAUUCGCACUUCCUCCUUAACCUUACGCAUUUGACCUUUAUCCUCUUCUUCUCUGGGAUGGAGUUUUCCCUCCCAUUCAUGACCUUCGAUCUGUUUGGCUACACAGCCGCGCUAAACGGCCGACUUCUUGGAUACAUGGGACUCGUGGCAUCUAUUCUCCAAGGCGGUGUCAUCCGACGUCUUCCUCCUCUACUCUCCGUGAAAAUUGGCGUUGUGUCCUGCCUUCUAGCGCUUUUCCUCCUUGCGCGCAUCAACACCGUUGCUGGGCUUUACGCAGCGACUACAUUGUUAGCUAUCACUACCGCCACCGUCGUUACGGGCUUGAACGCCUUGAGUAGUUUCGAAGCCGGCGAAGACGAACGGGGCGGCAAGCUCGGAAACCUACGGAGUUGGGGCCAGCUCGGACGCGGUGUCGGCCCGCUCCUCUUUACCAGCGUAUACUGGUGGGCUGGACGCGAAAUUGCGUAUACCAUUGGCGGUAUGGGUGUGUUGGCCGUGAGCAUGAUUGUAUUCUUUGGGCUGAAGACACCCAAGGGAACGGAGGGGAAGAAGAUCAAGGACGUGAAGAUUGACGAUGCGGUGGAGCUGUAA